This is a messenger RNA of Paramecium sonneborni, 1774 nucleotides long. The record is from the annotation of a GenBank genome assembly. Lineage: Eukaryota; Ciliophora; Oligohymenophorea; Peniculida; Parameciidae.
AUGAAUAAAUACAUAGUAUUGUUGAUACUCUUUGGAGUAUGCUUUAGUUCUAGUUUAUCAAAUUAAGAGAAAUUCUUUUGUAAAUAAUGUCAUAAGUUUGUCCAUACAAUCUAAAAGGUUGAAAAUUUUUGGGAUAAGUCAAUUGUUUGGUUUUUGGAACUUGUUGCAGAAGGAAUCUGUGCUUAUGCUAAAAUAGAAAAGCAUUCAGUAUGUAAAGGUGCAAUUCAUGAAAUGACACCUGUAAUAUUUGAAGGAAUUCAAACUAGAUACUUAGAUGAAGAUUUCAUUUGUCCUUUAAUUAGAUGGUGUCCAAAAGUUUAUGAAGAAUUAAAACUUGAAGAUUAUAUUUCUAAUAUUUUAAAAGAUAAACCAUAAAAUACGAGAUGGCCAGAAAUAGAUGGAACUGAUACAAUUGAAAUUAUACAUGUUAGUGAUAUUCAUACAGAUUUGUUAUAUAAAGAAGGAACUACAUAAAAUUGUGAUGAACCAGUAUGUUGUAGAGAAGGACUUGAAGAAAAAAGUUACAAUCGUAAAAAAGCUGGAUAUUGGGGAAGUGAUAGAAAUUGUGAUUUACCAGAAAGAACAUUUGAAUAAUUUGUAAAUUUCUUAAAAACAGAUGUUAUUAAUCCAAAUAAAAAAACAUUUUUAUUUUGGACUGGAGAUAAUGCUCCACAUGAUGUUUGGAAAUAAGGAAGAGAAUAUAAUUUUUAAAAUUCUAGAAGAAUUACAGAAAUUUUUAAAAAAGCUAAUUUGGGUGUAACAAUAAUACCUUAAGUUGGUAAUCAUGAAAUGUUUCCUGUUGAUCAAUAUGAUUAUAUGACUGAUAAGGAUAGUGGUUUAAGAGUUGAAUUUUCUAAAAUGUGGAAAGAAUGGCUUGGAGAUGAAACUGCAUAAUUUUUUAGAGAAAAUGGGUUUUAUGCAUUAGAAUUUGAUAAUUUUAAAGUUAUUGCUUAUGAUUCUUAAGUUUGUAAUCCUGACAAUUGGUACCUUCUCAAAGAUCCAACUGAUCCAUCAGGAUUUUUAGAAUGGGCUGAAUAAGAAUUGAAAAAAUCUGAAUUAAAAGAUUAAGCUGUUUAUUUUAUGGCUCAUAUUUAUACUUAAGAAUGUUUAGUUCCUUGGGCUAGAAGAUUUAAUGCCUUAAUUGAAAGAUAUUCUUAUAAUGUUAGAGCAUAAAUAUAUGGACAUGCUCAUGGAGAAUUCUUUAAUUUAUAUAAAGGUUAAAAUGGAAAACCAAUGAAUAUUGCUUACAUUAGCUCUUCAUUAACAACAUAUAAUAAUAAAUUACCAAGUUUUAGAAAGUUUAUUGUUGAUGCAAAAACUAUGAUUCCUUUAAAUUAUUAUUAAUAUCGUUUAGAUUUAGAUAAAUAUAAUUAUAUUGGAGAAGGUGCUAUUUUGAAAUGGGAUAUUGUAUUUGAUUUUCUUACUGAGUAUGGAGUAACAAAAAUGUAUCCAGAAGAUUUACAUGGAAUAACAGAGAGAUUAUUUAAUGAACCUGAAUUAUUAAAGAAAUUCGAUUUCAAUUAGAAUUCAGGUACUGGAUUAGCGUUUGAUGAUGUAUUAAAUAUUUAAUAUUUGUAGGCUCUAGAAUAUUUUUGUUUGUUAAAUAAUUCCAUUAAGGAUGAAUAUAGAGUAUGUAAAGGUUAUGUUAUGAAAAAAUCAUGGACUGAAUACAUUUCCCCAGGGUGGAGAAAAAGAAUUGAUAAUCCUGAAAAGAAUGAUAAAAAGAAAAAAACUAAAAAAAAAAAGUAGUAGAAAGAAUGAUUUAUAAAAUAAG